Molecule: messenger RNA, 1830 nt
Organism: Dioscorea cayenensis subsp. rotundata (Guinea yam)
Lineage: Eukaryota; Viridiplantae; Streptophyta; Magnoliopsida; Dioscoreales; Dioscoreaceae
Product: protein NRT1/ PTR FAMILY 2.6-like
Exons: 4
Coding region: 51-1721 (556 amino acids)
Biological process (GO): transmembrane transport
Cellular component (GO): plasma membrane
Molecular function (GO): transmembrane transporter activity
Source: RefSeq, a predicted model, not a curated record
UAUAAAAGAGCUUUGUGUGGGUAGGUGGGUAGGUGUGAACUACCGAAACAAUGGCUGGCGAGGAACAAGAUGUUCAAACACAACCACAUGCUGCUCAUGAUCAUGAAUCACGCACACCUGCAAAACAAGGAGGUUGGAUCACAAUUCCCUUCAUCCUAGGGAAUGCAUUUGGUUUGGCCUUGGUCUUGAGUGGAGUCAUGGGGAACUUCACUGUAUAUCUCAUAAAAUGCUACAAUUUCAAGAGAAUGGACGCUGCUCUGCUAACAAACAUCAUGUACGGCACCUCCAGCUUUUUACCCCUCCUCGGCGCCAUCCUCUCCGACUCUUUCUUUGGCUGCUUCCUUAUCGUCGCAUUCUCCACUGUGGCUUCUCUAUGUUGUAUCAUCAUUCUCACAAUCACAGCCGGAAUCAAAGCGUUAAGACCACCAAACACUUACACUCAGGCGACCAGUGGCCAACUAGCAGUCUUAUACACCGGUAUAGUCUUGUACACAAUUGGGGCAGGUGGUACAAGGUUCAGCAUGAUGAAAUUGGGAGCUGAUCAGUUAAGCAAUGUGGGUGACCAAGAUGUGUUCUUUAACUGGUCCUUCAUAGUUCUUUAUGGUGCGGUAGCCAUUGGAAGCACUGUUAUUGUCUAUGUUGAGGAUAGCAUUAGUUGGGAGCUUGGAUUUGGGAUAUGUUUAACUGUGACUGCUCUGGCUGUGCUUUCUUUUCUUCUAGGAAUUAAGUAUUAUCUUAUAUCAAGGCCGAAAAGAAAUCCGUUUAUGACGAUGGCACGCGUUGUCGUUGCUGGGGUUAGGAAAAGGAAGCUUGCAUUGCCGGAGGAGGAGGCGGCCUAUUACCGUGGGUUAUUCGAGAAAACUGAUCAACCACUUUUUUCAAGUUUUAGUUGCAUGAACCGAGCUACGUUGAUUCAACAAGGGGACGUAGCCACAGACGGCAGCAUAUCCCGGCCAUGGAGCUUGUGCUCUGUUGAAGAUGUAAAUGAUCUGAAAACCCUGAUCCGCAUUGUCCCUCUCUGGACCUCCAACGUCUUCCUAAGCAUCUCCAUCGCCACCCAAACCAGCCUCUCCGUCCUCCAAGCCUUAACCAUGGACCGUUCCCUUGGCUCCCAUUUCUCCGUCCCUGCCAGCUCUUUCUCCAUCGCCACCUUGCUUGCCAUUUGCCUAACGCUCUUCAUUCUUGACCGUGGCAUCUAUCCUCUCUGCCACCGUCUCACCUCCUAUACUCCCACACCUCUCCAACGUGUCGGCGUUGGCCAAGCCUUCAACAUCGCCGCCAUGGUUGCUUCCGCUCUCAUCGAGCACCGGCGUUCAAUCAUUGUUCAUGAACACCAGGCCGAAAACCAACCUGACUGGAUUGUGCCGAUGUCGGCGUUCUGGCUUGUGCUGCCUUAUGUGUUCAUCGGCAUCGGUGAAGCCUUUCAUUUUCCUGGACAGAUAGCAUUUUACUACCAGGAGUUCCCUAAAUCUUUGAAAAGCACGGCCAUUGGUAUAGUUGCAGUGCUUAUGUCCAUUGGGUUUUAUUUAAGCAUGGCUGUGCUGGCGGUGGUCCGGCGAGCUACCAGUUGGCUUCCGGAUAACUUGAACUCAUCUAGACUAGAGAAUGUUUAUUGGAUGCUGACGUUGGUGGCGAGUAUCAACUUUUUUUACUUUAUUUUAUGUGCAAAGUUUUAUAAGAAGCAGAGUGACGACAAGCAUGUAGUUGGUGCUGUAAAUUAAUUUCUUGUAGUAGAGCUUUGUAUAUUUAUUUAUUUAUUCUUUUAUUGUGGUUAUGUGAAUUCGUAAAAAAUGUUGCAAAAGAUAUGGAAUUUGUUCCAUGACUUAUUGC